Molecule: messenger RNA, 1068 nt
Organism: Dictyostelium purpureum
Lineage: Eukaryota; Evosea; Eumycetozoa; Dictyosteliales; Dictyosteliaceae
Exons: 2
Coding region: 1-1068 (355 amino acids)
Biological process (GO): protein peptidyl-prolyl isomerization
Cellular component (GO): nucleus
Molecular function (GO): peptidyl-prolyl cis-trans isomerase activity; RNA binding
Source: RefSeq, a predicted model, not a curated record
AUGAGUGUAUUAAUAGAAACAAAUAUUGGGGAUAUUGUAAUUGACUUAAAGAUAAAAGAAUGUCCCAAUACAGCUAAAAAUUUUCUUAAAUUAUGUAAAAUAAAAUAUUAUAAUUUUUGUAUAUUUUAUAAUGUACAAAAAGAUUAUUUAAUAGAAUGUGGUGACCCAACCAAUACAGGUAAAAAUGGUGAAAGUAUAUAUGGUAUUUUAUAUGGCAAUGAAGCAAGAUAUUUUCAAGAUGAAAUUAAAAAGAAUAUAAAUAAUCACAGUUCACUAGGUACAGUGGCUAUGGCCAACAAAGGAAAGGAUUUGAAUGAUUCAAGAUUUUAUAUUACUACUAAAGAGAAUUUAGAUCAGCUAAAUGAAAAGCAUACAGUUUUUGGACAGGUUGUAGAGGGUUUGGAUGUGCUUGAAAAGAUAAACUCGACAUUUGUAGAUGAUGAUAAUAGACCAUUGCAGAAUAUACGUAUUUUACAUACGAUUAUAUUGGAUGAUCCGUUUUCAGAUCCAAAUGGUUUAGAGGUGCCUGACAAAUCACCAAGUUUUAAAAAAGAUUUUAAUAUAGAUAACAGAUUCGAAAUAGAUGACGAUUUAGAUAAAGAGAAUCGUGGUAAAUCAAAAGAAGAAAUUCAAGAAGCAACCGAAGAGAAAGAUGCAAGAUCUAGAUCUGAAUUAUUGGAAAUGAUUGGUGUAUUACCUUCUGCUGAUAUUAGACCACCCGAUCAUGUAUUGUUUGUUUGUAAAUUAAAUCCAACUACAGAAUCUGAAGAUUUAGAAAUUGUAUUCUCUCAAUGUGGAACCAUCAAAAGUUGUGAAGUAGUAAGAGAUAAAGUUACUGGUGAUUCAUUGUGUUAUGCUUUUGUGGAGUACUCUUCAAAAGAAGAAUGUGAAAGAGCUUACUUAAAAAUGGAAAAUAUUUUAAUUGAUGAAAGAAGAAUUCAUGUCGAUUUUUGUCAAUCUGUUGCAAAAGUUAAUAAUAAUUCAUUAAGUAAGUUUUCUUAUAGUUUCAAAAAAAAAAAAAAAAAAAAAAAAAAAAAAAAAAAACUAACAUUUCAAUUUAUUUAUUAG